Molecule: messenger RNA, 2045 nt
Organism: Drosophila persimilis
Lineage: Eukaryota; Metazoa; Arthropoda; Insecta; Diptera; Drosophilidae
Gene: BBS8
Product: tetratricopeptide repeat protein 8
Exons: 4
Coding region: 327-1997 (556 amino acids)
Biological process (GO): non-motile cilium assembly
Cellular component (GO): non-motile cilium; ciliary basal body; BBSome
Molecular function (GO): protein binding
Source: RefSeq, a predicted model, not a curated record
AGUCGAUACUCGGAGGAAUCCACAAAUUAAAUCUUACCAAAGAAGGAGCCCAGGAGAGGCACAAAUUAUGGGCAUAGAAAAAUUAGAUGGCAUUCAAGAAGAACUAAAACAAAUGCCAGCAGCAUCAGCAGAAGCAGCAGCAGCAGCAGCGGACCUCUAACCGAAACAGAAGAGCCAGGCCAAGACGCACAGCAGAGAACCCAAAAAAAAAGAAAAAUAUAUAUAAAGAUCGAGGAAUUCAGACACUUGAAGUCGCCACCAGACAGAGCCGAACAGAACAGGAAGAGCAGCCAUCUCCAUCUUUAGAACCAGAGGGAGGCCCCCCGAUGGCGACACUGGAGCUGGACUACUUCAGGGCCGUGUCCCUCUACCGCCGUCGCUCCUACGAGCAGUGUGCGGAGCUGUGCAACGCCCUGUUGCAGGCCGGUCACGACAACAAUGUCCAAAUGUUUGCCACCAAAGAGGGGGAGCAGGAGGAGCACCAGCAGCAGCAGCAGCAGGCGGAGCUCGAAGGCAACAGCAACAGCAACAGCCGCAGAUUCGGUAGCAAUUUGCAACGUAUUGGCCCCAGGCAUGCGCAGCAGCAGCAGAAGGCCGCCGCCGUCGCAUCCAUCAUGAUGCCCACUUGGCUGAUGGAGGGCGUGUGGCAAUUAAAGAUGCGUGCCCUGACGCAGCGCGUCUACCUGGACGACCUCGAGGUGGAUGAUGCCGGCGAGGAAGAGGCCCACGAGGAGGUGGAGUUCGAGAGAAUUGCCACGGCCGCCCGACCCGGCAGCAGCAUCAAGACCGCAUUCCAGCCGCGACCAAGCACCAGCCAGCGCCAGACGCAGCGCAGCAGUCGAGGAGCCGGCUUGGCUCACUCCAGCGAUGGGCGUCUGAACAGCUCCAGGCCGGGAUCGGCGGCUGUGGCGCGCCCUGGUACGAGUCUCAGCCGUCCAGGAUCCUCGUUGGGGGCCAGGCCCGCGUCUCGCUGUGGUACAGCCUCGAGGGUGAGGGCUACAUCUGCGGCGGCCUUUAAUGUGGGCGACGCCACCUCGAAGCUUUACCAGGCCUCCCGUCUCAAUCCCACUAUCUAUGCGGAGCGGGAGACUCUAGUGAAGGCUCUGUUCCAGUUCCUUUUCUACCACGAGGCGGACGUGCAGAAGGCGCACUCCCUCUGCCGGGCGGUGCUCGAGGUGCAGCGCCAGCGACCCAGUGCCUCCGGAUCGGAGGCCACCCGUAUAGACUGGUGGUGGCAGCAGCAGAUGGGCCGCUGUCUCCUGGCCCUCCACUAUCCCCGUCGGGCGGAGCCCUGCCUGCAGCAAUCCCUGGCCGCCUUUCCUCAUCCGGACACGUAUCUGCUGCUGUCGCGACUCUAUCAGCGGCUCAAGCAGCCAGAACGGGCUUUGGUCCUGAUUGGGGAAGUGGUGGAUUUGCGUCCCUUCGAUGUCACCUACCGUCUGGAGCAGGCGCGCAUCCACCAGGCCAUGCAGCGGCAGGAGGACUCGCUGCAACUGUAUCGACUGGUGUCCCGACUGCAGCCCAUCAAUGUUGAGGCCCUGGCCAGCAUUGCCGUGGGCUACUUCUACGACAACAACCCGGAGAUGGCGCUCAUGUACUAUCGCCGCAUCCUCUCGCUGGGCGCCCACUCCGCGGAGCUCUACUGCAACAUAGCCCUGUGCUGUCUCUACGGCGGACAGAUCGACCUGGUCCUGCCCUGUUUUCAGCGCUCCCUGGCCAUGUCCACCCAACCAGAGCAAAAAGCCGAUGUCUGGUACAACCUGAGCUUUGUGGCGGUGACCUCGGGGGACUUCAAUCUGGCCCGUCGCUGCCUCCAGCUCUGUCUCACUUCGGAUGCCCGCAAUGGAGCGGCCCUCAACAAUCUGGCCGUCCUGGCAGCCCAGGGCGGGGACGUUUUGGCUGCCAAGUCCUAUCUGAAUGCCGCCAAAGAUAUGAUGCCCGAUGCUGAGGAGGUGACAAGCAAUCUGCAAUUUAUGGAUCUGCAUUACAAACUGUAGUUGGAUCAAUUGUUAACAUCACGUUAUACUUUUAUUGUACGCGGUAGA